Messenger RNA from Coregonus sp. 'balchen', 42749 nucleotides. The record is from the annotation of a GenBank genome assembly. NCBI's taxonomy places the organism in Eukaryota, Metazoa, Chordata, Actinopteri, Salmoniformes, Salmonidae.
AUGUCAUCGUGGCUGGGUGGAUUGGGCUCCGGCCUGGGCCAGUCUCUCGGCCAGGUCGGAGGAAGCCUCUCCUCAUUCACCGGACAAAUAUCCACCUUCACCAAAGAUAUGCUUCUGGAAGGAGUUGAAGAAGUCGGAGGUGAGUGAAAUCAUAUGGCAGAAGCUACCUACGGUAGGUACCCCCAGUAACAGCCAGCAGGGCACUCAAGUCAGCAGGAAAGUAAUAGCUAGAAGCGGUUUCAGUUCUCUACAUCAGUGGCUCUCGCAUCUCUCCUCGGGGACCCCCAGCUGUUCCAUGUGUUUAAAUAUAUUCCAGAGUUAGCAGACCUGAUUCAACUCGUCAACUAAUCUUCAAGCCCUUGGCUAGGUGAAUCAGCUGAGCUAGUUCAGGGUUACAACAAAACUGAAACCUCUGGGAGAGGAGAGGUUUGAGAAGCACUGUGCUACAUGCCAUGUUGCUUGUUGGUUAUUCUAUAACCGGACUACAGUAUGCCUAAUCAAGAGGGCUUUCUAUUUGAGCUGUGAUCAGAUUCCAAGAUUGCAAUAUGAGCAUACCAUAUCAGCACCAACCAAAACAUAAACCAUGGAGAAAAUGCAUCUCGGUAGAGGCCUACAUUUUAACAUGCGAAUAGUAUUUGAUUUCUUAUAUAUAUAUAUAUAUAUAAGAGAGAGAGAGCGAGAGAACCACAAAUACAAAUUCCAUCUAGACACCGUUGCCCUAGAGCACACAAAAAACUAUACAUACCUCGGCCUAAACAUCAGCGCCACAGGUAACUUUCACAAAGCUGUGAACGAUCUGAGAGACAAGGCAAGAAGGGCCUUCUAUGCCAUCAAAAGGAACAUAACAUUCGACAUACCAAUUAGGAUCUGGCUAUAAAUACUUGAAUCAGUUAUAGAACCCAUUGCCCUUUAUGGUUGUGAGGUCUGGGGUCCGCUCACCAACCAAGAAUUCACAAAAUGGGACAAACACCAAAUUGAGACUCUGCAUGCAGAAUUCUGCAAAAAUAUCCUCUGUGUACAACGAAAAACACCAAUUAAUGCAUGCAGAGCAGAAUUAGGCCGAUACCCGCUAAUGAUCAAAAUCCAGAAAAGAGCUGUUAAAUUCUAUAACCACUUAAAAGGAAGCGAUUCCCAAACCUUCCAUAACAAAGCCAUCACCUACAGAGAGAUGAACUUGGAGAAGAGUCCCGUAAGUAAGCUGGUCCUGGGGCUCUGUUCACAAACACAAACAGACCCCACAGAACCCCAGGACAACAACAACAACAAAAUUAGACCCAACCAAAUCAUGAGAAAACAAAAAGAGAAUUACUUGACACAUUGGAAAGAAUUAACAAAAAAACAGAGCAAACUAGAAUGCUAUUUGGCCCUAAAAAGAGAGUACACAGUGGCAGAAUACCUGACCACUGUGACUGACCCAAACUUAAGGAAAGCUUUGACUAUGUACAGACUCAGUGAGCAUAGCCGUGCUAUUGAGAAAGGCUGCCGUAGGCAGACCUGGCUCUCAAGAGAAGAGAGGCUAUGUGAUUUUUAUUUGGAUUUCAUGUAAUGGACAUACACAAAAUAGUCCAAAUUGGUGAAGUGAAAUGAAAAAAAUAACUUCUUUCAAAAAAAUUCAUAACAGGAAAGUGGUGCGUGCAUAUGUAUUCACCCCCUUUGCUAUGAAGCCCCUAAAUAAGAUCUGGUGCAACCAAUUACCUUCAGAAGUCACAUAAUUAGUUAAAUAAAGUCCACCUGUGUGCAAUCUAAGUGUCACAUGAUAUGAGUGAAAGGCCCCAGAGUCUGCAACACCACUAAGCAAGGGGCACCACCAAGCAAGCGGCACCAUGAAGACCAAGGAUCUCUCCAAACAGGUCAGGGACAAAGAUGUGGAGAAGUACAGAUCAUGGUUGGGUUAUAAGAAAAUAUCAGUAACUUUGAACAUCCCACGGAGCACCAUUAAAUCCAUUAUUAAAAAAUUGAAAGAAAUGGCACCACAACAAACCUGCCAAGAGAGGGCUGCCCACCAAAACUCAUAGACCAGGCAAGGAGGGCAUUAAUCAGAGAGGCAACAAAGAGACCAAAGAUAACCCUGAAGGAGCUGCAAAGCUCCACAGCGGAAAUUGGAGUAUCUGUCCAUAGGACCACUUUAAGCCGUACACUCCACAGAGCUGGGCUUUACGGAAGAGUGGCCAGAAAAAAAGCCAUUGCUUAAAGAAAAAAAUAAGCAAACAUGUUUGGUGUUCGCCAAAAGCCAUGUGGGAGACUCCCCAAACAUAUGGAAGAAGGUACUCUGGUCAGAUGAAACUAAAAUUGAGCUUUUGGGCCAUCAAGGAAAACGCUAUGUCUGGCACAAACGUUGUAGAAUAAUAGUGAAGACAUCAAAACUAUGAAAUAACACAUAUGGAAUCAUGUAGUAACCAAAAAAGUGUUCAACAAAUCAAAGUAUAUUUUAUAUUUGAGAUUCUUCAAAUAGCCAGCCUUUGCCUUGAUGACAGCUUUGCACACUCUUGGCAUUCUCUCAACCAGCUUCAUGAGGUAGUCACCUGGAAUGCAUUUCAAUUAACAGGUGUGCCUAUUUAAAGUUAAUUUGUGGAAUUUCUUUCCUUCUUAAUGUGUUUGAGCCAAUCAGUUGUGUUGUGACAAGGUAGGGGGGUUAUACAGAAGAUAGCCCUAUUUGGUAAAAGACCAAGUCCAUAUUAUGGCAAGAACAGCUCAAAUAAACAAAGAGAAAUGACAGUCCAUUAUUACUUUAAGACAUGAAGGUCAGUCAAUACCGAAAAUUUCAUAAACUUUUAAAGUUUCUUCAAGUGCAGUCGCAAAAACCAUCAAGCGCUAUGAUGAAACUGGCUCUCAUGAGGACCGCCACAGGAAUGGAAGACCCAGAGUUACCUCUGCUGCAGAGGAUAAGUUCAUUAGAGUUACCAGCCUCAGAAAUUGCAGCCCAAAUAAAUGCUUCACAGAGUUCAAGUAACAGACACAUCUCAACAUCAACUCUUCAGAGGAGACUGUGUGAAUCAGGCCUUCAUGGUCGAAUUGCUGCAAAGAAACCACUACUAAAGGACACCAAUAAUAAGAAGAGACUUGCUUGGGCCAAGAAACACGAGCAAUGGACAUUAGAACGGUGGAAAUUUGUCCUUUUGGUCUGGAGUACAAAUUGGAGAUUUUUGGUUCCAACCGCCGUUUCUUUGUGAGACGCGGUGUGGGUGAAUGGAUGAUCUCCGCAUGUGUAUUUCCCACCGUAAAGCAUGGAGGAGGAGGUAUUAUGGUGUGGGGGUGCUUUGCUGGUGACACUGUGAUUUAUUUAGAAUUCAAGGCACUCUUAACCUGCAUGGCUACCACAGCAUUCUGCAGCGAUACGCCAUCCCAUCUGGUUUGGGCUUAGUGGGACUAUCAUUUGUUUUUCAACAGGACAAUGACCCAACACACCUCCAGGCUGUGUAAGGGGUAUUUUACCAAGAAGGAGAGUGAUGGAGUGCUGCAUCAGAUGACCUGGCCUCCACGAUUCCCUGACCUCAACCAAAUUGAGAUGGUUUGGGAUGAGUCGGACGGCAGAGUGAAGGAAAAGCAGCCAGCAAGUGCUCACAAUAUGUGGGAACUCCUUCAAGACUGUUGGAAAAGCAUUCCAGGUGAAGCUGGUUGAGAGAAUGCCAAGAGUGUGCAAAGUUGUCAAGGCAAAGGGUGGCUAUUUUGAAGAAUCUCAAAUAUAAAAUAUAUUUAGAUUUGUUUAACACUUUUUUGGUUACUACAUGAUUCCAUAUGUGUUAUUUCAUAGUGUGGAUGUCUUCACUAUUAUUCUACAAUGUAUAAAAUAGUAAAAAUAAAGAAAAACCCUGGAAUGAGUAGGUGUGUCCAAACUUUUGACUGUGUGAAUCAGGCCUUCAUGGUCGAAUUGCUGCAAAGAAACCACUACUAAAAGGACAGCCGUUUUUUUCCAAGAGAUUUCUGUCUCCAUACUUUAGUGUGUGGACGCUUUCAUUAGUCCACUAAUGUUGUCAAGAAAGAGUGCUGCUGCCAUAAGUAAACCAGGUUUGACUGAUAAACUUGUGACAGACGGAAACCACAGAGAACUUGGAUCACUACAUUCCAACAGACAUAUACUGUACGCAAAGCAAGAUUAGGCAUGACUGAUGUCAGUAGCUCAGGGAGGGCUGUUUCAGUUCUGACAUCAAUGCACAGCCUACAGUACAUUUUUAAAUAAAAUAAGUAUAUUACGUAACUAUUGAGAACUUAGGCUAAUUGGACUGAGAUUAGUUAGAAAGUCUAUUUUUGUUUGUGGGAUCGUGUAGAGAGUGCUGGUGAAGGCAUGUUUGUUUGCCUUAGAAUGUUGUUUUGUCAUGUGAAUUACUUUUAAGGAGAUCUCUUUAUAUGUGUCACAUGUAGUUGACAACCCUGGUAGAGCCUCAUAGCUGCCGGAUAAAUGAAAUACCUCAUCUCCUUCCAGACAAUAUCAGAUUCCCUCGGAAUGACAGUAGCCUAUUUGAAAGGCACAGAAAUCAAUAUUAUAUCAGUGUUUCCGGCCGUAACGGCAGUAAAUGAAGAUAGUUGCUAAGCGAAGAUGCAUAUCUGGUGAGUAAUUAACACAUUUAGACAUUAUAACGCUUGCAGAGCUGUCUAAUGGGAGUUUAAUCUAGGUUCAGGACUGUUGAUGCCACCAUGGACUGUAAGUUAGGUUCAGGACUGUUACUGCCACCAUGGACUGUAAGCUAGGUUCAGGACUGUUACUGCCACCAUGGACUGUAAGUUAGGUUCAGGACUGUUACUGCCACCAUGGACUGUAAGCUAGGUUCAGGACUGUUACUGCCACCAUGGACUGUAAGCUAGGUUCAGGACUGUUACUGCCACCAUGGACUGUAAGCUAGGUUCAGGACUGUUACUGCCACCAUGGACUGUAAGCUAGGUUCAGGACUGUUACUGCCACCAUGGACUGUAAGCUAGGUUCAGGACUGUUACUGCCACCAUGGACUGUAAGCUAGGUUCAGGACUGUUACUGCCACCAUGGACUGUAAGCUAGGUUCAGGACUGUUACUGCCACCAUGGACUGUAAGCUAGGUUCAGGACUGUUACUGCCACCAUGGUCAGAAUGCAAAUGAGGAGAUGGAGCAGGAUCCAGGUUUAGGGGGAGUUAUUACACACACAGUUGAACACUGGAACGAACAGAGCACAUGGGGGAGGGUUUUUGAUGGAGGUUAGGAUGAGGUUAGGAGUUGUGGCUUGUAAGGCCUGUAGGAAGCCAGGAAGGAUGAGGUUAGGAUGAGGUUAGGAUGAGGUGGUCUACAAGGGAGAUACAAAAGGGAAACAUUAGGAACACGUCGCAUAAAGGUGCAGACUUGACGAACUAGUGCCAUGUAACUAUGGGGAUAAUAUGGGUUUAAUAUACUGUAACUACACACGUAGGAGACUGCCAGGAGAAACAACUUUCUGCCAGAGUAUUUAGCAUCAUUACCAACUGAGGGCAUGGAUAUACAGUGGGGGAAAAAAGUAUUUAGUCAGCCACCAAUUGUGCAAGUUCUCCCACUUAAAAAGAUGAGAGAGGCCUGUAAUUUUCAUCAUAGGUACACGUCAACUAUGACAGACAAAUUGAGGAAAAAAAAUCCAGAAAAUCACAUUGUAGGAUAUUUAAUGAAUUUAUUUGCAAAUUAUGGUGGAAAAUAAGUAUUUGGUCAAUAACAAAAGUUUCUCAAUACUUUGUUAUAUACCCUUUGUUGGCAAUGACACAGGUCAAAUGUUUUCUGUAAGUCUUCACAAGGUUUUCACACACUGUUGCUGGUAUUUUGGCCCAUUCCUCCAUGCAGAUCUCCUCUAGAGUAGUGAUGUUUUGGGGCUGUCGCUGGGCAACACGGACUUUCAACUCCCUCCAAAGAUUUUCUAUGGGAUUGAGAUCUGGAGACUGGCUAGGCCACUCCAGGACCUUGAAAUGCUUCUUACGAAGCCAAUCCUUCGUUGCCCGGGCGGUGUGUUUGGGAUCAUUGUCAUGCUGAAAGACCCAGCCACGUUUCAUCUUCAAUGCUCUUGCUGAUGGAAGGAGGUUUUCACUCAAAAUCUCACGAUACAUGGCCCCAUUAAUUAUUUCCUUUACACGGAUCAGUCGUCCUGGUCCCUUUGCAGAAAAACAGCCCCAAAGCAUGAUGUUUCCACCCCCAUGCUUCACAGUAGGUAUGGUGUUCUUUGGAUGCAACUCAGCAUUCUUUGUCCUCCAAACAUGACGAGUUGAGUUUUUACCAAAAAGUUCUAUUUUGGUUUCAUCUGACCAUAUGACAUUCUCCCAAUCCUCUUCUGGAUCAUCCAAAUGCACUCUAGCAAACUUCAGACGGGCCUGGACAUGUACUGGCUGAAGCAGGGGGACACGUCUGGCACUGCAGGAUUUGAGUCCCUGGCGGCGUAGUGUGUUACUGAUGGUAGGCUUUGUUACUUUGGUCCCAGCUCUCUGCAGGUCAUUCACCAGGUCCCACCAUGUGGUUCUGGGAUUUUUGCUCACCGUUCUUGUGAUCAUUUUGACCCCACGGGGUGAGAUCUUGCGUGGAGCCCCAGAUCGAGGGAGAUUAUCAGUGGUCUUGUAUGUCUUCCAUUUCCUAAUAAUUGCUCCCACAGUUGAUUUUUUCAAACCAAGCUGCUUACCUAUUACAGAUUCAGUCUUCCCAGCCUGGUGCAGGUCUACAAUUUUGUUUCUGGUGUCCUUUGACAGCUCUUUGGUCUUGGCCAUAGUGGAGUUUGGAGUGUGACUGUUUGAGGUUGUGGACAGGUGUCUUUUAUACUGAUAACAAGUUCAAACAGGUGCCAUUAAUACAGGUAACGAGUGGAGGACAGAGGAGCCUCUUGAAGAAGAAGUUACAGGUCUGUGAGAGCCAGAAAUCUUGCUUGUUUGUAGGUGACCAAAUACUUAUUUUCCACCAUAAUUUGCAAAUAAAUUCAUAAAAAAUCCUACAAUGUGAUUUUCUGGAUUUUUUUUCCUCAAUUUGUCUGUCAUAGUUGACGUGUACCUAUGAUGAAAAUUACAGGCCUCUCUCAUCUUUUUAAGUGGGAGAACUUGCACAAUUGGUGGCUGACUAAAUACUUUUUUUCCCCACUGUACAUUCUGCAAACGGGAUCAUAACAGAGCGCACUUGCAUCAUCCUAUCACGCGCAGUCGGAGGAGGAAGGAUAGGGCCGCCCCAUCACAAAGCAUGAACUGAAAUGGUCCCGGUUUCCCUAAAAGCAUUUUUAAGACUAAGUUAAUCGUUAGAACCUACAGACCCCCCCCCCGGUUCGAUUCCAGGCUGUAUUCGAAACCGGCCGUGAUUGGGAGUCCCACAGGGCGGCGCGCAAUUGGCCCAGCGUCGUCCGGGAUUGGCCCGGGGGGGUAGGCCGUCAUUGUAAAUAACAAUUUGUUAUUAACUGACUUGCCUAGUUAAAUAAAGAUUACAAAUUAAAAAUGUUGCACUUGAAAAAGCUUGAAAUCCAACGCCUGCCUCAGACCACGCGUAGAAGCUAAGAGCGUUGUUAGAUGCUUUUUUGCCCUCCGCAUCACUUUAUACACAGAUCUCCCCUAAACAUUGAAUCACAUGGUUUAUCCCGUCUCUUCGUUACGCUGAUAACUUCAGAAAAAAAAGUUGACUACAAAUACAAAGUUGCCAAUGUCUUUGCAAUUGUUACAAACAAGCGACAUACAGUGGGGAGAACAAGUAUUUGAUACACUGCCGAUUUUGCAGGUUUUCCUACUUACAAAGCAUGUAGAGGUCUGUAAUUUUUGUCAUAGGUACACUUCAACUGUGAGAGACGGAAUCUAAAACAAAAAUCCAGAAAAUCACAUUGUAUGAUUUUUAAGUAAUUCAUUUGCAUUUUAUUGCAUGACAUAAGUAUUUGAUCACCUACCAACCAGUAAGAAUUCCGGCUCUCACAGACCUGUUCGUUUUUCUUUAAGAAGCCCUCCUGUUCUCCACUCAAUACCUGUAUUAACUGCACCUGUUUGAACUCGUUACCUGUAUAAAAGACACCUGUCCACACACUCAAUCAAACAGACUCCAACCUCUCCACAAUGGCCAAGACCAGAGAGCUGUGUAAGGACAUCAGGGAUAAAAUUGUAGACCUGCACAAGGCUGGGAUGGGCUACAGGACAAUAGGCAAGCAGCUUGGUGAGAAGGCAACAACUGUUGGCGCAAUUAUUAGAAAAUGGAAGAAGUUCAAGAUGACGGUCAAUCACCCUCGGUCUGGGGCUCCAUGCAAGAUCUCACCUCGUGGGGCAUCAAUGAUCAUGAGGAAGGUGAGGGAUCAGCCCAGAACUACACGGCAGGACUUGGCCAAAGUCCUGAAGAGAGCUGGGACCACAGUCUCAAAGAAAACCAUUAGUAACACACUACCUAUGAUAAAAAAUUACGGACCUCUACAUGCUUUGUAAGUAGGAAAUCCUGCAAAAUCGGCAGUGUAUCAAAUACCUGUUCUCAUUUUACAUUACAUUUUAGUCAUUUAGCAGACGCUCUUAACCAGAGCGACUUACAGGAGCAAUUAGGGUUAAGUGCCUUGCUCAAGGGCACAUUAACGUCAUUUAGCAGACGCUCUUAGCCAGAGCGACUCACAAAUUGGUGCGUUCACCCUAUAGCCAGUGGGAUAACCACUUUACAAUUUGGGGGGGGGGGGGGGGGUUAGAAGGAAUACUUUAGCCUAUCCCAGGUAUUCCUUAAAGAGGUGGGGUUUCAAAUGUCUCCGGAAGGUGGUGAGUGACUCCGCUGUCCUGGCGUCGUGAGGGAGCUUGUUCCACCAUUGGGGUGCCAGAGCAGCGAACAGUUUUGACUGGGCUGAGGGGGAGCUGUGCUUCCGCAGAGGAAGGGGAGCCAGCAGGCCAGAGGUGGAUGAACGCAAUGUCCUCGUUUGGGUGUAGGGACUGAUCAGAGCCUGAAGGUACAGGGGUGCCGUUCCCCUCACUGCUCCAAAGGCAAGCACCAUGGUCUUGUAGCGGAUGCGAGCUUCAAUUGGAAGCCAGUGGAGUGUGCGGAGGAGGGGGGGUGACGUGAGAGAACUUGGGAAGGUUGAACACCAGACGGGCUGCGGCAUUCUGGAUGAGUUGUAGGGGUUUAAUGGCACAGGCAGGGAGCCCAGCCAACAGCGAGUUGCAGUAGUCCAGACGGGAGAUGACAAGUGCCUGGACCAGGACCUGCGCCGCUUCCUGUGUAAGGCAGGGUCGCACUCUCCGAAUGUUGUAGAGCAUGAACCUGCAGGAGCGGGUCACCGCCUUGAUGUUGGCGGAGAACGACAGGGUGUUGUCCAGGGUCACGCCUAGGCUCUUCGCACUCUGGGAGGAGGACACAGCGGAGUUGUCUACCGUGAUGGCGAGAUCAUGGAACGGGCAGUCCUUCCCGGGGAGGAAGAGCAGCUCCGUCUUGCCAGGGUUCAGCUUGAGGUGGUGAUCCGUCAUCCAUACUGAUAUGUCUGCCAGACAUGCAGACAUUCUCCCCACUGUAUGAAAUGAUGCUUCAUACAGUGGGGAGAAAACCGAGAUGACUGCGUUAAAAUAUCAACAGUAGGCUAUAGGCCUAUUUUAAAUCAUAUUGAAAUACAUUUCAUGUUCAAUCAAUGGAGUUCUAUUUUGCUACUUGUAGGCUACUGUCUGUAAUUUGUCUCAAUAUAUUUCAUGAUGUGUAGCCUAACGUGUGCGUAAUGAUGUGCCAAAUCAGGGAUUUUUAUGAAUUUUAUUUGGGCGUAAGGCAUUAGAAUAAGCCGCCUCAAUAUUUGCAUCGGUAGGUGGUAAUAUCUCUCUAGGAGCUGAUCCGUCCUCAGUAUUGGUAAAUAAUUAUAACGUUAAGGAACGAUUUGAAUGGAGAAAGCUGCUCCGAGAGCAGCGCUCCCUUUCUUUCGAGCCUAUCAGUAUCGACACUUGCUCCAACUACGCACUUAGCAACCGUUCUCUCUGCGUGCGUGGUGUUUGGUAAUAAAGCGUGUUACAUCUUCGGCCGUUGUAGGAAAGAUGCAUCGUUAAAAACACUCGUUAAGUUCCAUCGCUAUCGGGAAACCGGGCCUUGGUAAGUAGGGAAGGAGCAUGCAGCUUAUAUGGGGAUUAAAAGGGGUGAAGAAGGGAGGGGAGUGGGAACAGGGGAGUGGGAACAGGGGAGUGGGAACAGGGGAGUGGGAACAGGGGAGUGGGAACAGGGAGUGGGAACAGGGGAGUGGGAACAGGGGAGUGGGGAGUGGGAACAGGGGAGUGGGAACAGGGGAGUGGGAACAGGGGAGUGGGAACAGGGGAGUGGGAACAGGGGAGUGAUAACAGGGGAGUGGGAACAGGGGAGUGGGAACAGGGGAGUGGGAACAGGGGAGUGGGAACAGGGGAGUGGGAACAGGGGAGUGUGUUGCCUAGGGUAUUUGGAAGAAAUUGGAGUCCUGUAAGGGGUGCCAUGACCCUAAACAACACUCCAAAAUGAUUAGCUAAUUAACCUAUAGACUGAUAAGCAUGACUGUGAAAUGUAUUUACAUCGGCUGAUAUAUUUGCAAUGGGAUUGUUUUUUUUCUCCCGGACAAUUUUGCCAGCAACUAUUUUAUUUAUCAGCUUUUCAUUUUUUUUUAUAGGCCAAAAGCCGGCAAUUGCCGGCUAACAGCAACCCUGUAUUAUAGGACAGUAGGUACAAUUACCGGCUAACGGCAACCCUGUAUUAUAGGACAGUAGGUAUAAUUACCGGCUAACGGCAACCCUGUAUUAUAGGACAGUAGGUACAAUUACCGGCUAACGGCAACCCUGUAUUAUACGACAGUAGGUACAAUUACCGGCUAACGGCAACCCUGUAUUAUAGGACAGUAGAUACAAUUACCGGCUAACAGCAACCCUGUAUUAUAGGACAGUAGGUACAAUUACCGGCUAACGGCAACCCUGUAUUAUAGGACAGUAGGUACAAUUACCGGCUAACGGCAACCCUGUAUUAUACGACAGUAGGUACAAUUACCGGCUAACGGCAACCCUGUAUUAUACGACAGUAGAUACAAUUACCGGCUAACAGCAACCCUGUAUUAUAGGACAGUAGGUACAAUUACCGGCUAACGGCAACCCUGUAUUAUAGGACAGUAGGUACAAUUACCGGCUAACAGCAACCCUGUAUUAUACGACAGUAGGUACAAUUACCGGCUAACGGCAACCCUGUAUUAUACGACAGUAGGUACAAUUACCGGCUAACUUCAACCCUGUAUUAUACGACAGUAGGUACAAUUACCGGCUAACGGCAACCCUGUAUUAUACGACAGUAGAUACAAUUACCGGGUAACGGCAACCCUGUAUUAUACGACAGUAGAUACAAUUACCGGCUAACGGCAACCCUGUAUUAUACGACAGUAGAUACAAUUACCGGCUAACGGCAACCCUGUAUUAUAGGACAGUAGGUACAAUUACCGGCUAACGGCAACCCUGUAUUAUACGACAGUAUGUACAAUUACCGGCUAACGGCAACCCUGUAUUAUAGGACAGUAGAUACAAUUACCGGCUAACGGCAACCCUGUAUUAUAGGACCGUAGAUACAAUUACCGGCUAACGGCAACCCUGUAUUAUACGACAGUAGAUACAAUUACCGGCUAACGGCAACCCUGUAUUAUACGACAGUAGAUACAAUUACCGGCUAACGGCAACCCUGUAUUAUAGGACAGGGCACACCCUGUAGAAAUAAAGAGUGUUGAAGUAAAACUUGAUUGGUUUAUUUUUUACAUGUGGCACAUGGGUAUAUGGAGGGUGCAUGGCUGUGAAUGGUAUUCUACUUGUUAUUACACAGUAUUUCAUACUUUUCUUUCAGAUGCUUCCACUGAGCUGCUGGCGUCCAGUUCUAAACUGGAGCAAGUGGAGGCUGAGGUACGAGGGUUCUCACCAUCAUAGGGCCGGUUUCCCGGACUCAGACUAAGCCUAGUCAUGGACUAAACGGCUAUUUUAAUUCAGAUUCUCCUUUGAGUUCUGCUUUUAUGUCCAGGACUAGAUUGAAUCUGUGUCUGUGAAACCAGUCCUAAAAGUAUAGAUUUCUAACAGAUUCCCUGUGUGUUCAUUGUUCAUCUGAUUCUGAUAAUUGUGUUUGUCCUCACUCCUGUUUCUCUCCGUGUUGCAGUACAAGCAUUUCAAUCUCUGCUUUCUCCGUGUUGCAGUACAAGCCUUUAAAUCUCUGCUUUCUCCGUGUUGCAGUACAAGCCUUUAAAUCUGUGCUUUCUCUGUGUUGCAGUACAAGCAUUUAAAUAUGUGCUUUCUCUGUGUUGCAGUACAAGCCUUUAAAUCUCUGCUUUCUCUGUGUUGCAGUACAAGCCUUUAAAUCUCUGCUUUCUCUGUGUUGCAGUACAAGCCUUUAAAUCUGUGCUUUCUCUGUGUUGCAGUACAAGCAUUUAAAUCUGUGCUUUCUCUGUGUUGCAGUACAAGCCUUUAAAUCUCUGCUUUCUCCGUGUUGCAGUACAAGCCUUUAAAUCUCUGCUUUCUCCUUGUUGCAGUACAAGCCUUUAAAUCUCUGCUUUCUCUGUGUUGCAGUACAAGCCUUUACAUCUCUGCUUUCUCUGUGUUGCAGUAUGAGUGUUUUAAGCUGUGUUUUCUCUGUGUUGCAGUAUGAGUGUUUUAAGGGUAAAACAAAUAUAUUUUUUGCAAACGUCAAGGAGUAGGGCAUUCAGAGUCUGAUGGUAAUUUGUGAUGUCAACGGCCUCCCCCCUUGCUUGAGGAACAAAAGAGGAACCCCCCCCCCCAUGUCAUGUUACACCUGGACCACCUAUUGAGAUGUGCCCGUUUGUUAAGUAAAUCAGGUUAUUAAAUGAUGUGAAAAGGAGACUGGAGGGAGGACUUUAACGCUACCUUUCCUCUUGUUUCAGUACGAGCGUUUAAAGAGGAUCCAUGCAGAGCUGGAGGAGAAGCUGGAGGCCUCAGAGAUCCAGAUUAAACGUCAGUCUGCUGAGUACAGGACCCUGAUGCAACAGAAAGAUGUACGGGGCUGAUACAUGGAACUAUAUGAUACACUAUGAAAUUGAAACUUCAUCAUCUUGAAAUAAGGAUAGAUAGAGCAGCAGGUAGCUUAGGGGUUAAGAGCUCAGUGGCAGUAACCGAAAGGUCGCUGGUUCUAAUCCCCGAGCCGACUAGGUGAAAAAUCUGCCGGUGUGCCCUUGAGCAAGGCACUUAACCCUAAUUGCUCCUGUAAGUCGCUCUGGAUAAGAGCGUCUGCCAAAUGACUUAAAAUGUAAAAUAGCCACGGUCUUCUGAGGGAGCAUUCCACAGUGUGCUGGUAUCCAUUUGUCUUUUUUAAAAAUAUAUAUAUAUAUAUAUUUUUUUUUUUGUCAUUUAGCAGACGCUCUUAUCCAGAGCGACUUACAUGAGCAAUUAGGGUUAAGUGCCUUGCUCAAGGGCACAUCGACAGAUUUUUCACCUAGUCGGCUCGGGGAUUAGAACCAGCGACCUUUCGGUUACUGGCACAACGCUCUUAACCACUAAGCCACCUGCUGCCCCGUCUUUCAGGACAUUACUUCUUGUGUCAUGCACCCUGCAAGAUACUGGAUGUGUCUACGCUACUUCUUAACUGUGUCAUCGUGUCAUGUCAUGAUGUUACCUGUCCAGGUGGAGAUCAGCCACCUGAAAGCCCGUCAGAGUGGACUACAGGAAGAGGUCCGGAAGCUGCAGCACUCUGCUCAAUCGGUUACCUCCGACCCAGCUGUACUUACGGUCACCACCACCGCCUCCACCACCACCACUACCUCUUCCUCUUACAUGUCCCGCCCCCCGGGGGCCGCCCUCCACCAGGGUUUCCAUGGCAGCAGCGACGAGAUGGACUUCAGUGACGUCAUCUGGUCUCAGCAGGAGAUUAACCGUCUGUCUGCAGAGUUGAUGAGGCUGGAGGCUGAGGUCUCCCACUGGAGAAGCGUGUCUCAGGUAGGUUUCGUUGCAACACCGUUCAUUACAUAGAAUAUAACACAUUUGAUCUAUUACUGUUUUACUGUAAGGAUUUCUAAAGGUUCAUGUCAAAUUCCAACGAAAAGCCUUGCAAUACAUACACGUAAAACCCAUAUUAAAGUUUAAUUCUGAUAUUUAUAUGUUUCAGGCAUCCAUACCCCCAGGAGCAGGAAACGGUGACCAGGGAGAGGUCCUGAAGCUUCAGAGGAUCAUCAAGGUGUGCUUUCUCUUUGGGAGUCUAGGACCGGGUUACUGUCAAGCAGGGCUCUUCAACCCUGUUCCUGGAGAGCUACCCUCCUGUACGUUUUCACGCCAACCCCAGGUGUCACUAACCUGAUUCAUUUAUCAACCAGCUAAUUAUUAGAAUCAGUGGUGCUAGAUUAGGGUUGGAGUUAAAACCUACAGGAGGGUAGCUCUCCAGGAACAGGGUUGGAGUUAAAACCUACAGGAGGGUAGCUCUCCAGGAACAGGGUUGGAGUUAAAACCUACAGGAGGGUAGCUCUCCAGGAACAGGGUUGGAGUUAAAACCUACAGGAGGGUAGGUCUCCAGGAACAGGGUUGGAGUUAAAACCUACAGGAGGGUAGCUCUCCAGGAACAGGGUUGGAGUUAAAACCUACAGGAGGGUAGCUCUCCAGGAACAGGGUUGGAGUUAAAACCUACAGGAGGGUAGCUCUCCAGGAACAGGGUUGGAGUUAAAACCUACAGGAGGGUAGCUCUCCAGGAACAGGGUUGGAGUUAAAACCUACAGGAGGGUAGCUCUCCAGGAACAGGGUUGGAGUUAAAACCUACAGGAGGUUAGCUCUCCAGGAACAGGGUUGGAGUUAAAACCUACAGGAGGGUAGCUCUCCAGGAACAGGGUUGGAGUUAAAACCUACAGGAGGGUAGCUCUCCAGGAACAGGGUUGGAGUUAAAACCUACAGGAGGGUAGCUCUCCAGGAACAGGGUUGGAGUUAAAACCUACAGGAGGGUAGCUCUCCAGGAACAGGGUUGGAGUUAAAACCUACAGGAGGGUAGGUCUCCAGGAACAGGGUUGGAGUUAAAACCUACAGGAGGUUAGCUCUCCAGGAACAGGGUUGGAGUUAAAACCUACAGGAGGGUAGCUCUCCAGGAACAGGGUUGGAGUUAAAACCUACAGGAGGGUAGCUCUCCAGGAACAGGGUUGGAGUUAAAACCUACAGGAGGGUAGCUCUCCAGGAACAGGGUUGGAGUUAAAACCUACAGGAGGGUAGCUCUCCAGGAACAGGGUUGGAGUUAAAACCUACAGGAGGUUAGCUCUCCAGGAACAGGGUUGGAGUUAAAACCUACAGGAGGGUAGCUCUCCAGGAACAGGGUUGGAGUUAAAACCUACAGGAGGGUAGCUCUCCAGGAACAGGGUUGGAGAGCCUUGCUAUAGAACCUUUUUGUUUAUGUAAAAAGGGUUUUGUGAAUAACAUUUAAAUGAUUGUUAAAAACCCUGCUUGGACUAAGAGAAUGUCUGUGGAACAUUCUAUUUGAUUGUAGGAGCUGCGUGAGGAGAUGGGCCGUGAGGUAGAUGAACACCAGCAUGAGUUAGCAGCGCUGCAGGACGCACAGAGACAGAAGAUGGCCGACAUCACCCGGCGCCACCGGGACGAGCUGGCAGAGUACGAGGAGAGGAUAGAGGAGCUGGAGGAACAGAAACAUACUGGGGGUGAGGAGCUGGAGGAUCAGAAACAGGCUGGGGGGAGGAGGAGAGGAGCUGGAGGAUCAGAAACAGACUGGGGGGAGGAGGAGAGGAGCUGGAGGAACAGAAACAGACUGGGGGAGGAGGAGAGGAGCUGGAGGAUCAGAAACAGACUGGGGGGAGGAGGAGAGGAGCUGGAGGAUCAGAAACAGACUGGGGGGGAGGAGGAGAGGAGCUGGAGGAUCAGAGAACAGACUGGGGGAGGAGGAGAUGAGCUGGAGGAUCAGAAACAGACUGGGGGGGGAGGAGAGGAGCUGGAGGAUCAGAAACAGACUGGGGGGAGGAGGAGAGGAGCUGGAGGAUCAGAAACAGACUGGGGGGGGAGGAGAGGAGCUGGAGGAUCAGAAACAGACUGGGGGGAGGAGGAGAGGAGCUGGAGGAUCAGAAACAGACUGGGGGGAGGAGGAGAGGAGCUGGAGGAUCAGAAACAGACUGGGGGGGGAGGAGGAGAGGAGCUGGAGGAUCAGAAACAGACUGGGGGGGAGGAGAGGAGCUGGAGGAUCAGAAACAGACUGGGGGGAGGAGGAGAGGAGCUGGAGGAACAGAAACAGACUGGGGGGAGGAGGAGAGGAGCUGGAGGAUCAGAAACAGACUGGGGGGGAGGAGGAGAGGAGCUGGAGGAACAGAAACAGACUGGGGGGAGGAGGAGAGGAGCUGGAGGAUCAGAAACAGACUGGGGGUAGGAGGAGGAGAGGAGCUGGAGGAACAGAAACAGACUGGGGGGAGGAGGAGAGGAGCUGGAGGAACAGAAACAGACUGGGGGUAGGAGGAGAGGAGCUGGAGGAACAGAAACAGACUGGGGGGGGAGGAAGCAUGGGCUUUAGCUUACUCUGUCUUCGCAUUUUCAAAAACAUGUAAGGAAGUAUAGUGAAGUAUAUUUCUGUUAGUUUAAGGCCCAAUGCAGCUGUUUUUAUAUCAGUAUCAAAUCAUUUCCGGGUAACAAUUAAGUACCUUACUGCAGUGGGGAGAGGUAAACUGAAAACUAUCUGUUAUUGGCAGAGAGGUUUGGAACUAUUUACUGCAUGGCAGUGUUGUGUUCAAGACCACCUAAACCGAGUCCGAGUCAAGACCAGAACAAUGCGAGUCCAAUUCAAGACCAUGAAUGUAAUUUUGUCAGGUCGUCACCAUAAUAAGAGUAUUUCUGGGUUAGUGAUUCUCCGGUACUUUUGUAUACUUUUUAGCCAGUAGUUCUGAAAGUAGCGCCAACGAGCCAAAAGUGGUCCUGGAAAAUUGUGUUCUACGUCACACACAGAAUGUGUAGAUAUUUUUUUUAUUUAACCAGGAAGGGCUCAUUGAGAUUUAAAAUCUCUUUUUCAAGAGCGUCCUGGCCAAGAUAGGCAGCACCAAGUCAUUACAAAAAAUUACAGACAGACAACAUAAAAAACUACAAGUAAUCUAGUAAAAAAACAUUCAUGAAUUCACAAGAGUAUAACAAUAUCAAAAACAGCAAAUUAAAAACAUUGACAGGUCAGGGAAUCAGCCUCAAAAUCCUUCAUCAGAGAUUUAAAAACACCAAUCGGGACAAGUUCUUCCAGUUUAAAAUUAUUUUGUAAGGUGUUCCAAGACGAUGGCGCAGAGUACAUAAAAGACCUUUUACCAAAUAUGAGCACCACUUCAUCGCUCUCUCUUGCUCUACUGAGUGUGCUUCUUGCUAGCUGUCAAUCAUAUGGCGAGGGGCUGAAACUUGAAUUGCUAGGGGGGCUGGCCCACGUGGGGGGGGGGGUAAAUGUAGGGUAAAUGUUGCCGCGCAGGUUCCAGAAAACAGUCGCUUUCAAACUAGGGAGUUCGUAGCUAAUUGAGGUACAGUAAUUCUGCUCAUAGAUUCUGCAUGUAUGAAAAACACAUAGUGACACAUCCAGCCCAAAGCGGGAGGUUUAAAAAAGACUUACUAGUCAAUAAAGUACCGGAGACAGUACCGGAGACAGUACCGGAGACAGUACCGGAGACAGUACCGGAGACAGUACCGGAGACAGUAGGAAUGAAUGCCUUAAGGUCCAAUGCAGUAAAAAUCUUUAAUAUUUCAGAAGAACAUAUGGGAUUCUUCAGCCUUUUUAAAAUGGUAAAACAAUGCAAUGUUGAAGGCAAAUAGUCACUCUACAAACGAUCACUAAAUAAUAGAUAAAAAUGACUAGAUAUGUUACAAUCCCCGGUCUCCCCUUCGCGAGCCAGUGACUCAAACAUGUACUUUUGAGUCAUUUAGCAGACACUCUUAUCGAGAACGACUUAGUUAUUAGUGCAGUCAUCUUAAGACGACAUCCCCCAGUCUCCCCUACUAAAAGAGCAAGAAUAUGCCAACAAGGGGCCUCCCGAGUGGCGCAGCGGUCUAAGGCACUGCAGAGCUUGAGGCGUCACUACAGACCCGGGUUCGAUCCCAGGCUGUGCCAUGAGGCGGCGCACAAUUGGCCCAGCGUCGUCCGGGUUAGGGGAGGGUUUGGCCGGCCUGGAUGUCCUUGUCCCAUCGUGCGCUCUAGCGACUCCUUGUGGCGUGCCGGGGCGCCUGCACGCUGACACGGUCGCCAGCCCUACGGCGUUUCCUCCGACACAUUGGUGCGGCUUCCCGGUUAAGCGAGCACUGUGUCAAGAAGCAGUGCAGCUUGGCAGGAUCGUGUUUUCGGAGGACGCAUGGCUCUCGACCUUCGCCUCUCCCGAGUCCGUACGGGAGUUGCAGCGAUGGGACAAGACUGUAACUACCAAUUUGGACAUCACGAAAUCGGGGGAGAAAAAGGGGUAAAAAAUGUAUUAAAAAUAAAAUAAACCGAAUAUUCCAACGAGCGUGACAAAGUUUGAGGUUACAAGUGUGGAGAGUUGGCCUGGCAAAAGGUUUUAUAAAACCAAACAAUGUUUUACUCCACUGGUCUCGGCUGGUUACGAGACCUUAUUGUCCGAGUCAAGACCCAGUAAAAAUGUGUCCAACACUGAGAAAAGACAGAGACACUCAAUAUGUGGUCUGGAGACCGAACUCGAGUACUACAGCACUGCCGUAUGGGAUGUCACCAUGGAAAGCCAAAACUCCUGCCCAUGCAAACCUGCUGAUUUAAAAGGGUCUGUGCAGAUUGUAUUUUCAACCAGCAAUUAUCAGGAAAUAAAACUGAUUUUAAAUGUUUUCAAACUUUUACAAUGUUAGUCUCAUCAGCUGUUGUACAACACAUAUAGUGCGUUCAGAAAGUAUUCAGACCCCUUGACUUUUUCCACAUUUAGUUACUUUACAGCCUUGUUCUAAAAUAGAUUAAAUUGUUGUAGAAACAUCUCAAGGAUGAUCAAUGGAAACAGGAUGCACCUGAGCUCAAUUUCGAGUCGCAUAGCAAAGGGUCUGAAUACUUACGUAAAUAAGGUAUUUCUGUUUUUUAUUUGUAACACAUUUGCCAAAUAAUUCUAAAAACCUGUUUUCACUUUGUCAUUAUGGAGUAUUGUGUGUAGAUUGAUGAGGGAAAAACAUUAAUUUAAUCCAUUUUAGAAUAAAGCUGUAACGUAACACAAUGUGGAAAAGGGGAAGGGGUCUGAAUACUUUCCCGAAUGCACUGUAACUGCCUGAUUUCUCCACCCUGACCUAAGACUCACAGAUUUCCCUUACAUGUUUACCCUCUGUAUCCGGACCCUCCAGGCACUAGUCCAGCCACAGUCAACGCUCCUCAGGACUCCUCCGUGCCCUCUGACCUCCAGAGCACCAUCCAGACCUUAAAGGAAGCAGCAGAGGAGCAGGAGGAGCGGCUGAAGGAGCUGACAGCCGGUCUGGAGGAGGCAGGGAGGAGACAGGCCACGCUGCAGCAGGAGAAAGAGGAGGCGCGGGCCGAGAACGCUGAGCUGUUGCAGAACUACACUCGGCUGCAGACGUCUGUCACGGAGCUCCAGACGCGUGUCCAGGAGCAGGAGGGGAAAGCCCGGAAUAAGACCCAGCUAGACCAGGAGAUGCAGGGGCUGAGGAAAGCUCUCGCAGGUACAGUCUCAGUAUUGAUUUUUUUUUUAUUUAACCUUUACGUUAACAGGGAAGACAUAUUGUGAGACCUAGGUCUCUUUUCCAAAUGCGUCCUGUAUAAUACAAUAUAAAAUACACAUUAUACACAAAGUAUAGUGAGGGGAAAACUGAAAUUCACAUUUUCCAUUCAGUUACUGACUGAAUUGAAAUGGAAUUGAUUCCAUCCCUUUAGUGGGUUUUAGUUAUUUGUCAAAAGCUCAGGUUAACUCAAACUUUUUUUGGGGUCAUCUUUUCAAGGUGCAGAGGAGGAGAUCUCGAGGCUGAAGAGUCUUCAGGUGUGCAUCCUGAUCACGUACUGUAUUUACAAUGGUGUUGAAAUAUGUUGUUUCGUCACUGCUGUUAUGGUUGUGUUGAUUGUUGGAAACAGAGUGAACCAAAGAUGGAGGUGGAACACGCAGACGUUCUAGAACUCAACACCGUCACCGGGACGUUGAGGAAGGAGGAAGAAUUGGUGAAACAAAAACUUAAAGUUUUAUAUGAGGUGAUUUCAGCUUGCUUAAUGGGUCCUAACGUUCCCAUUGUUUUGCACGCCACAAUGUUAAUUCUUAAAUAAACUCCCUUACAUGACUUACAGAAAAUGUGUGGGCAGAACUGAAAAAGCGUGUGCGAGCAAGGAGGCCUACAAGCCUGACUCAGUUACACCAGCUCUGUCAGGAGGAAUGGGCCAAAAUUCACCCAACUUAUUGUGGGAAGCUUGUGGAAGGCUACCCAAAACAUUUGACCCAAGUUAAACAUUUUAAAGGCAAUGCUACCAAAUACUAAUUGAGUGUAUGUAAACUUCUGACCCACUGGGAAUGUGAUGACAGAAAUAAAAGCUGAAAUAAAUCAUUCUCUCUACUAUUAUUCUGAUAUUUCACAUUCUUAAAAUAAAGUGGUAAUCCUAUCUGACCUACAGUGAGGGAAAAAAGUAUUUGAUCCCCUGCUGAUUUUGUAAGUUUGCCCACUGACAAAGAAAUGAUCAGUCUAUAAUUUAAAUGGUAGGUAUAUUUUAACAGUGAGAGACAGAAUAACAACAAAAUAAUCCAGAAAAACCAUGUCAAAAAUGUAAUAAAUUGAUUUGCAUUUUAAUGAGGGAAAUAAGUAUUUGACCCCCUCUCAAUCAGAAAGAUUUCUGGCUCCCAGGUGUCUUUUAUACAGGUAACGAGCUGAGAUUAGGAGCACACUCUUAAAAGGAGUGCUCCUUAUCUCAGUUUGUUACCUGUAUAAAAGACACCUGUCCACAGAAGCAAUCAAUCAAUCAGAUUCCAAACUCUCCACCAUGGCCAAGACCAAAGAGCUCUCCAAGGAUGUCAGGGACAAGAUUGUAGACCUACACAAGGCUGGAAUGAGCUACAAGACCAUCGCCAAGCAGCUUGGUGAGAAGGUGACAACAGUUGGUGCGAUUAUUCGCAAAUGGAAGAAACACAAAAUAACUGUCAAUCUCCCUCGGCCUGGGGCUCCAUGCAAAAUCUCACCUCGUGGAGUUGCAAUGAUCAUGAGAAUGGUGAGGAAUCAGCCCAGAACUACACGGGAGGAUCUUGUCAAUGAUCUCAAGGCAGCUGGGACCAUAGUCACCAAGAAAACAAUUAGUAACACACUACGCCGUGAAGGACUGAAAUCCUGCAGCUCCCGCAAGGUCCCCUUGCUCAAGAAAGCACAUAUACAGGCCCUUCUGAAGUUUGCCAAUGAACAUCUGAAUGAUUCAGAGGAGAACUGGGUGAAAGUGUUGUGGUCAGAUGAGACCAAAAUCGAGCUCUUUGGCAUCAACUCAACUCGCCGUGUUCGGAGGAGGAGGAAUGCUGCCUAUGACCCCAAGAACACCAUCCCCACCGUCAAACAUGGAGGUGGAAACAUUAUGCUUUGGGGGUGUUUUUCUGCUAAGGGGACAGGACAACUUCACUGCAUCAAAGGGACGAUGGACGGGGCCAUGUACCGUCAAAUCUUGGGUGAGAACCUCCUUCCCUCAGCCAGGGCAUUGAAAAUGGGUUGUGGAUGGGUAUUCCAGCAUGACAAUGACCCAAAACACACAGCCAAGGCAACAAUGGAGUGGCUCAAGAAGAAGCACAUUAAGGUCCUGGAGUGGCCUAGCCAGUCUCCAGACCUUAAUCCCAUAGAAAAUCUGUGGAGGGAGCUGAAGGUUCGAGUUGCCAAACGUCAGCCUUGAAACCUUAAUGACUUGGAGAAGAUCUGCAAAGAGGAGUGGGACAAAAUCCCUCCUGAGAUGUGUGCAAACCUGGUGGCCAACUACAAGAAACGUCUGACCUCUGUGAUUGCCAACAAGGGUUUUGCCACCAAGUACUAAGUCAUGUUUUGCAGAGGGGUCAAAUACUUAUUUCCCUCAUUAAAAUGCAAAUCAAUUUAUAACAUUUUUGACAUGCGUUUUUCUGGAUUUUGUUGUUGUUAUUCUGUCUCUCACUGUUCAAAUAAACCUACCAUUAAAAUUAUAGACUGAUCAUGUCUUUGUCAGUGGGCAAACGUACAAAAUCAGCAGGGGAUCAAAUACUUUUUUCCCCCUCACUGUAAAACAGGGAAUUUUUACUAGGAUUAAAUGUCAGGAAUUGUGAAAAACUGAGUUUAAAUGUAUUUGGCGAAGGUGUAUGUACACUUCCGACUUCAACUGUGCAUAUAACUAGAAACAAAGUGACAUAGUAAACCGUUGUCUCAGAGAGGGUAAGAGAUGGCCCUGAGAAGGAUUUUCUACAAUGGUGUUUGAUUCAGUUGGAUUAUUUCAUUAUUGUGCACAUUUUGUUAUGUAUUUCUUUUUUUAACUCCUCAGCUGACUCUACAGGAGAGACUUGCCAGUGCCGAGGGGAGAGUGGAGUCGGACAGCCUUGACGGAGGGGAGUCCUCGGAGCAGCUAUCGGGGCUGAGGGCGGAGCUAGAGAAGAGCGAGCAGUCCUUGAGAGAGACCCAGGAGGAACGAGAUACCCUCCUCAACGAGCUGGAAGAACUGGACAGACAGAACCAGGAGGCUACGCAGGUCGGGUUUGAACUCGUACAGACCACACUGGGUUUUUGAGAACAUGUUGAAAAUGGAAAGGGAAAUGGUCAUCUCAUUUUGAAUUUAUUUAAAGACAAGGUUGCAAGAUCGGGUUAUGGUUUUUCCACUCACAUUUGUGUUAUGCUAUCAAACAAGUCAAAGGUCUAUAUUAGGUAGAGACACAGCAAAGUAACACUACCUAGACAAGGUUAUUGACAUGCUGUUAUUGUUUUGUGUUGUCUCCACGUUACAGCAUGUGAUCUCAGUGAAGGAGCAGCUCUCCGUUCAGCUGAAGGAAUCUGAGGCCGAGGUGGCCAGGCUGAAGUCAGAACUCCGUACCGCCACCGACCAGAGGGUGGCGCUGCAGCAAGAGCUGCAGGCCCAGCAGGAGAAACUGAGCCAGAGUGCCUUCACUCUCAACGACCUACACAUGGGCAAGCAGGAGCUGGAGGGCACCGUUAAGGUGCUGAGAGACAAACUGGGACAGGCAACAGAGAUGGGCAAUGAGGCACGCAGGGAGACCCAGGAGCACCAGAGAACAUUACAGGAGAGGGAGGAGCAGCUGUCUGCUGCCCGGGCAGAGCUGUGUGAGGCUGGGGAGAGAGGGAGAGAAUCCGGUGGGUCCAGAGAGCAACUGGAGAAGGAACUAGAGGAGCUCAGCAGAGAGCUGGCUGAGAUGAGGAGCUCCCAGGAGAAGGUGAUGUCAGAAGACUACGAGAUGAAGAUGAAGAACCAGAGGCUGAAGACAGAGGCUGAGCAGGCCCAGGGGAGGAUAGAGGAGCUGGCCAGGCAGGUCAGGGAGGUCCAGGCCGCUCUCAGCAGGACGGUCCUGGAGAAAGACACCCGCAUCGAGGCUCUGAAGCUGGAGAAGAGCCAGCUGGAAGGGGAGCUGGUUCAGGCAGAGAGGGGCCUCCAGGAGCAGACCAGGCAGUACCAGCAGACCGUCGAGGAGCUGACCGCUGCUCGCUCCAUGGACGCCUCGGCACUGCAGGUCCGCUGUUUCAUUAGUUUUACUGUUUAAUCAAUUUAUUUAUCUUCAUUUUAUUUUAUAUAUUUUAAGUAGGGCUGUCAAAUGAUUAAAAUUUUUAAUCAAAUUAAUCAGAAUUUUCAGUGGAUUAAUCAUGAUUAAUCACUAUUUGCAAUUACACCUGAAUCCUAACCAUUUUUUUUCUGAAAUGCAUACCAAAAGAUAAAUAACAGGACACAGAUACAUAAUUUUCAUAUUAUGUCUGUUUAUUAACACAGCCAAAUAAUGGUGUUUUAAAUCAAGCUGAAACAUACUACACACCAUAAUAUUUGUCUUUGGCUGUGGCUCUUGACGGUGGCUUAUAGAAUGAGUCUUGAGACGCCACUUGCAAAACAUCAAGGAAACCUGAGUCUUCUACAAUGCUAAUGGGUCUACAAUCCUUUGCAAUCCAUUUUGCUAUUGUGUUGGUCAAAUUAUCUGAGGUUGAUUUUGUUAAUUGCCUGCAAACAUUCAGCGUGGUCUGGCGCAAACCACUUGCUGAAUCUGACGGCCCAGCAAACGCAUGUUUGGCGUUGACAUGGUACUUCAAGCUUGAACAGCUCCGGUGAAAUUGAAACUCCUUCUUACAAAUCUUGCAAAUAACCUUGUACUUGUUAACUGUACCAUCAUCAUUCUUUUUAUAUUUGAAUCCGUCAAUAGGCCCACUUUGCUCACCUUGCUCCAUCUCGCCUCUAGCUCCCAACCACUUUCCUGACCUGAAUAAUUUGUCACACUGCGCAUGCGUGAAAUGCGUUAAAAAAAUUGACGUAAUUAACAGCAAACAACUAAUUAACGUCGUUAACGCGCUAUUUUUGACAGCCCUAAUUUUAAGGUAUUUUAUUGAACAGAUAGAGAGGGAGAGGAUGUCAGUGGGGAGGUACAGAGAGAGGUUGUGUCAAAGGGCAGUAGGCCAGAUUCGAACCUAUGCAGACAUUGUAGGUGAGGGGUGUCAAACUCAUUCCACGGAGGGCCUAGUGUCUGCAGGUUGUUGGUUUUUUCCUUUCAAUGAAGACCUAGACAACCAGGUGAGGGGAGUUCCUUACUAAGACCUAGACAACCAGGUGAGGGGAGUUCCUUACUAAUUAGUGACCUUAAUUCAUCAAUCAAGUACAAGGGAGGAGUGAAAACCCGCAGACACUCGGCCCUCCGUGGGAUGAGUUUGACACGUGUUGUAGACAAUGUGUGGCAGAGGCUGCUGCAUCAGGCUAGGACACUUAAUAUCUUCAUUUAUCUGUCUUCAUUUCAGAUUUAUCUAUCUUCAUUUCAUAUCUAUCUAUCUUCAUUUCAUAUUUAUCUAUCUUCAUUUCAGAUUUAUCUAUCUUCAUUUCAUAUUUAUCUAUCUUCAUUUCAUAUUUAUCUAUCUUCAUUUCAUAUUUAUCUAUCUUCAUUUCAGAUUUAUCUAUCUUCAUUUCAGAUUUAUCUAUCUUCAUUUCAGAUUUAUCUAUCUUCAUUUCAGAUUUAUCUAUCUUCAUUUCAGAUUUAUCUAUCUUCAUUUCAUAUCUAUCUAUCUUCAUUUCAGAUUUAUCUAUCUUCAUUUCAGAUUUAUCUAUCUUCAUUUCAUAUUUUUCAUUUGGUGAAAUGAAAAAAAUUACUUGUUUCAAAAAAUGCGAUAAAUUUAUAAUGGGAAAGUGGUGCGUUCAAAUUUAUUCACCCCCUUUGCUAUGAAGCACCUAAAUAAGAUCUGGUGCAACCAAUUACCUUCAGAAGUCACAUAAUUAGUUAAAUAAAGUCCACCUGUAUAUAUACACCUGUUCUGAAAGGCCCCAGAGUCUGCAACACCACUAAGCAAGGGGCACCACCAAGCAAGCGGCACCAUGAAGACCAAGGAGCUCUCCAAACAGGUCUGGGACAAAGUUGUGGAGAAGUACAGAUCAGGGUUGGGUUAUAUAAAAAUAUCAGACACUUUGAACAUCCCACGGAGCACCAUUAAAUCCAUUAUUAAAAAAUGGAAAGAAUAUGGCACCACAACAAACCUGCCAAGAGAGGGCCUCCCACCAAAACUCACAGACCAGGCAAGGAGGGCAUUAAUCAGAGAGGCAACAAAGAGACCAAAGAUAACCCUGAAGGAGCUGCAAAGCUCCACAGCGGAGAUUGGAGUAUCUGUCCAUAGGACCACUUUAAGCCGUGCACUCCACAGAGCUGGGCUUUACGGAAGAGUGGCCAGAAAAAAAGCCAUUGCUUACAGAAAAAAAUAAGCAAACACGUUUGGUGUUCUCCAAAAGCCAUGUGGGAGACUCCCCAAACAUAUGGAAGAGAAGGUGCUCUGGUCAGAUGAGCAUAGUGGUGGCAGCAUCAUGCUGUGGGGAUGUUUUUCAUCGGCAGGGACUGGGAAACAGGUCAGAAUUGUGAUCGAUGGCGCUAAAUACAGGGAAAUUCUUGAGGGAAACCUGUUUCAGUCUUCCAGUGAUUUGAGACUGGGACGGAGGUUCACCUUCCAGCAGGACAAUGACCCUAAGCAUACUGCUAAAGCAACACUCGAGUGGUUUAAGGGGAAACAUUUAAAUGUCUUGGAAUGGCCUAGUCAAAGCCCAGACCUCAAUCCAAUUGAGAAUAUGUGGUAUGACUUAAAGAUUGCUGUACACCAGCAUAUCUAUCUUCAUUUCAUAUUUAUUUAUCUUCAUUUCAUAUUUAUCUUCAUUUCAGAUGUAUUUAUCUUCACUUCAUAUUUGUCUUCAUUUCAUAUUUGUCUUCAUUUCAUAUUUGUCUUCAUUUCAUAUUUGUCUUUAUUUCAUAUUUGUCUUUAUUUCAUAUUUGUCUUCAUUUCAUAUUUAUCUUCAUUUCAUAUUAGUCUUCAUUUCAUAUUUGUCUUCAUUUCAUAUUUGUCUUCAUUUCAUAUUUGUCUUCAUUUCAUAUUUAUCUAGAAAGUUGUUUUUAUCUUUCUCACUUUCAUCAUUAUUUAAAUUAAUUCAUUAAGCGUUGACUUUGAACCACAUUUUUUGUUUAAAGUGCUAUAUAAAUAAAGUUUGAUUUGAUUACUUGCAGACGGAGCACGAGAGGACGGUGAGGCUGAACCAGGAGAAGGAUCUGGAGAUCUCCCAGCUGAGGAGAGACGUGGAGCAGAUGGCCUCCGACCACCGAGACACCAACGAGAUGCUGUCCAUCACCGUGGCCGGACAGAAACAGCUGACCGACCUCCUCCAGGUCAGCUGACCGACCAUAGAGUUAGAUAGAGGACUCAUCUGUUGUGUUAUAAUGGGUAUAUCAAUGAGUCCUCUAUCGGACUAUGUGACAGACCUUUCUGACAUAUUUUAUGAAAUUAUAGCACUUAUCCAGCCUAGUUUGCUUGUAAAUAUCCUUUGCAAUCUGUUGUUUUGGAUUGUAUAAUUUUGGUUGUAUGUAUUGUGUUUGCUGCAAAAGGAAUUACCACAUUAAGUACAUUAAAGGGGGCAAUCUGCAGUUUAAAACAACAACAAAGCCGUCACCCCGCCACCUUUUUUGGGGGUAUUAGGGAUGGAUAUGGCUGAAGAAAUGUAACGACUCUCAAAUUCAUAGACGGUUAUGGAUACAAGGACUGACCAUGAGAUCAAAAUGAUACAUUUAACCAUGGUUUGGAGAUAUACAGUGUUUGUUUACAAUUACGUUGUUUACAAACAAUGGAGUAGAACGUCUGCAGUCUGAUUCGCUACGACAGUUGAACUAAGCUCAUGAGACAUUUAUAAGUUAUAUAUAUAUUUUUUUAUAAUCAAUGACUAUAUAUCAUUAAUUUAAAAGUCCAAAAAUGUAUGUAGCAAUCGCUAGAUUGCGCAUUUAAAAAUUUUCUGAUUCUAAAUGUGAAUCUCCAGGAGAAGGACUCCUUCAUGGAGAGCCUGAGGGCUAGCAUGGCCGCCACCCAGAGGGAGAUGGAGGCCGCGGUCCAGGCAGCCACAGAGGAGGCUGGGGCCCUGAGGGCAGCUCUGGAGGAGAAGGACAAGCAGCUGGGAGGCAUGAAGGAAGACAAGAGCCACCUGAAGGUUCGUCGACAGUAUGAAUGACGUGGGGUAACGUGCAAUGUAUCUAUUAUGCUAUGCGUUUGGGUUUAUUUGGAUAGUGACAAGUACACAUUGACACAUGUUGAGUGUGGAAUGUACAGUGUCUGUUUUGUAUACAGCAGUACUGUGUGUCUAAGAUACUUUUCCCCUCGGGAAAUUAAACUUAAACCUCACCGCCACUCUUACAAAUCUCACUGACUGAACCACCCGUCCUGCCAUUACUGAACCACCCGGCCUGCCAUGAUUGUCCAUCUUAACCAUUUAAUUAUUUGUUUUAGUUUUUUUAAAUUGCAUUGUUGUUGUUUUUUCCCCCCCCUGCUUUAAAGUACUUUGAUAUUAUUAAUUUAUGUAAUGAAAAGUAAAAUAUAAAAUAAAAGUUUAAUACAUUCUUAUCAUCCUAUCAGGAGGAGAUUGACCGCCUCAGGGACCAGCAGAGCAGACCCCAGCACCCCGGCCUGGCCGAGCCACGCACCCUGGACAUCAUCACAGGUAAAUAUACAGUGGAUUCGGAAAGUAUUCAGACCCCUUCACUUUUUCCUCAUUUUGUUACGUUACAGCCUUAUUCUAAAAUGGAUUACAAGUCGUCGUCCCCCCCAUCAAUCUACACACAAUACCCCAUAAUGACAAAGCAAAAACAGGUUUUUAGGAAAUUUAGCAAAUGCAAAUGUGUAAAUAAAACUUGCAGGAAAUAUCACAUUUACAUAAAGUGUGCUUAGGGUCGUUGUCCUGUUGGAAGGUGAACCUUCGCCCCCAGUCUGAGGUCCUGAGCGCUCUGGAGCAGGUUUUCAUCAAGGAUCUCUCUGUACGUUGCUCCGUUCAUCUUUCCCUCGAUCCUGACUAGUCUCCCCAGUCCCUGCUGCUGAAAAACAUCCCCACAGCAUGAUGCUUCCACCACCAUGCUUCACCGUAGGGAUGGUGCCAGGUUUUCUCCAGACGUGACACUUGGCAUUCAGGUCAAAGAGUUCAAUCUUGGUUUCAUCAGACCAGAGAAUCUUGUUUCUCAUGGUCUGGGAGUCCUUUGUGUGCCUUUUGGCAAACUCCAAGCGGGCUGUCAUGUGCCUUUUACUGAGGAGUGGCUUCCGUCUGGCCACUCUACCAUAAAGGCCUGAUUGGUGGAGUGAUGCAGAGAUGGUUGUCCUUCUGGAAGGUUCUCCCAUCUCCACAUAGGAACUCUGGAGCUCUGUCAGAGUGACCAUCGGGUUCUUGGUCACCUCCCUGACCAAGGCCCUUCUCCCCUGAUUGCUCAGUUUGGCCGGGUGGCCAGCUCUAGGAAGAGUCUUGGUGGUUCCAGACUUCUUCCAUUUAAGAAUGAUGGAGGCCACUGUGUUCUUGGGGACCUUCAAUGCUGCAGACAUUUUUUGGUACCCUUCCCCAGAUCUGUGCCUCAACACACUGUCUUGGAGCUCUACGGACAAUUUCUUCGACCUCUUGGCUUGGUUUUUGCUCUGACAACUGUGGGACCUUAUAUAGACAGGUGUGUGCCUUUCCAAAUCAUGUCCAAUCAAUUGAAUUUACCACAGGUGGACUCCAAUCAAGUUGUAGAAACAUCUCAAGGAUGUUCAAUGGAAACAGGAUGCACCUGAGCUCAAUUUCAAGUCUCAUAGCAAAGGGUCUGAAUACUUAUGUAAAUAAGGUAUUUUUGUUUUUUAUUUUUAAUACAUUUGCUGAAGUUUCUAAAAACCUGUUUUUGCUUUGUCAUUAUGGGGUAUUGUGUGUAGAUUGAUGAGGGAAAAACAUUACUUUAAUCCAUUUUAGAAGAAGGCUGUAACGUAACACAAUGUGGAAAAAGUCAAGGGGUCUGAAUACUUUCCGAAUGCACUGUAAUUUGCUAUCUGCUGUUGUUUUUAAAUAUGUGAUUCCGUCUGUAUGUUUUGUCAGGGCUCCAGACUAACAUUUUCCCCUUGUGGCACCGGUGACACGAACUUUUUCAGUUGGUGGCACCAGCCCAUUUGACUGUUAACAAAUUCAUGGUUUUAUCCGUCGCAAAAAAAAUAGGACGUUUUUGAUUGAGGUGACCAGGUAGACUGUUCAGCUCACACCAGUGCGACCAAUUUUUAUAAAAAUGGUAACUCGCACAAAGGGUCGCGAAAUGCGAAUUUAAAAGGUUGCAGUCUGGAGCCCUGAUUUGUAUUGUGUGUGCUGCAAAAGGAAUUGCCUCAUUGAGGACAGUCACAUUCAGAAAAUGUGAAUCACAGAACUGGAGACUGAGAUCAGCCAGCUGAAGAGCUCCAGAGACGGGCUGGGGGAGGAGGUGCAGGCCCUGAGGAGGAGAAUGGAGGAGCAGCGGGAUCGCCUCCUCUCCUCCCAGCAGUCUGUCCAGGCGCAGCAGAAUGAGUUGGAUCAGGCCCAUCAACGCCACGAGCAGAGCAGAGAGAACUACGAUAGGCUGAUCCACGCCAAGGACGAGGAGAUUGGGCGCCUGCAGCAGGAAGUAGAUCACCUCGGCCACACCCGCUCCUCCCAGGAACAGGAAGUGGUCAUCCUCCAACAGGAAGACAAGACCCAGUCGUCUCUGAAUAACGGAGAGAACUGCAACGAGAAACAUGACCUGUCAAAGGUGGAGAUAGACCGUCUGGUGAAGGUAUUUCCUGCAUUUUGUUAUUUAUUAUUAUAAGAAUCUACUAAAUAAUCUGCCGUCUGUUAAAUGACAAAAAUGUGAAUAUACAUUUAAUGACAUCAUCCAUCUCACUUGGCUUAAGCUGCGGUGGCCUUCUCGCUAAUACAUCUGAUCUGAAUCUGAAUCUGAAGGGCAUCAAGGAGAAGGAGACGGAGAUCAGCCAGCUGAAUGAGAAGAACCUGAACCUGACCAGACAGUUGGACCAGCUGGCGGUCUCCAGAGAGGAGAUUGGGAAACUCUCCCAGAUGGUCCUGCAGAAGGUAUGUAUUUUAAAAGGGCAAUAUGCAGUUCAAACAACUGUUUUGGUAAAAAAAGCUGAACGAUGGGGCUGGAGAAAUGUAAAAUCUCUCUAAAUUCAUAGACUGACCUAUGGAUGCAAGGACUGACCAUCCAUGAUAUCAGAUGUGUAGUUGAACCAUGUUUUUGAGGCUAUGUAACGUCGUCUUAUUGAAAUAUACCAUUUUUUUUUCUCUCAAGGACCUGGAGAUCCAGGCGCUGCACGCUAGAGUCUCCCUGGGGGGAGGAGGCCACAGCCAGGACAUGAUGUUUCUUCAGCAGCAGCUGCAGGCCUAUGCUGUUGAGAGAGAGCAGGUCAGAAUCACAAUCAGAAUCAACUCUAUUCGCCAAGUAGACUACAUUUAUAGUACCAGUCAAAAGUUUGGACACACCUACUCAUUCCAGGGUUUUUCUAUAUUUUUUAAAAACUAUUUUCUACAUUGGCUAUUUGAAGAAUCUCAAAUAUAAAAUGUAUUUUGAUUUGUUUAACACUUUGUUGGUUACUAUGUGAUUCCAUAUGUGUUAUUUCAUAGUUUUGAUGUCUUCACUAUUAUUCUACAAUGUAGAAAAUAAAGGAAAAACCCUUGAAUGAGUAGGUGUGUCCAAACAUUUGACUGGUAGUGUACAGUUGAAGUCGGAAGUUUACAUACACUUAGGUUGGAGUCAUUAAAAUUCGUUUUUCAACCACUCCACAAGUGUCUUGUUAACAAACUAUAGUUUUGGCAAGUCGGUUAGGACAUCUACUUUGUGCAUGACACAAGUAAUCUUUCCAACAAUUCUUUACAGACAGAUUAUUUCACUUAUAAUUCACUGUAUCAUAAUUCCAGUGGGUCAGAAGUUUACAUACACUAAGUUGACUGUGCCUUUAAACAGCUUGGAAAAUUCCAGAAAAUGAUGUCAUGGCUUUAGAAGCUUCUAAUAAGCUAAUUGACAUCAUUUGUGUCAAUUGGAGGAGUACCUGUUGAUGUAUUUCAAGGCCUACCUUCAAACUCAGUGCCUCUUUGCUUGACAUCAUGGGAAAAUCAAAAGAAAUCAGCCAAGACCUCAGAAAGAAAUUGUAGACCUCCACAAGUCUGGUUCAUCCUUGGGAGCAAUUUCCAAACACCUGAAGGUACCACGUUCAUCUAUACAAACAAUAGUAUGCAAGUAUAAACACCAUGGGACCACGCAGCCAUCAUACCGCUCAGGAAGGAGACUCAUUCUGUCUCCUAGAGAUGAACGUACUUUGGUGCGAAAAGUGCAAAUCAAUCCCAGAACAACAGCAAAGGACCAUGUGAAGAUGCUGGACGAAACAGGUACAAAAGUAUCUAUAUCCACAGUAAAACAAGUCUUAUAUCGACAUAACCUGAAAGGCCGCUCAGCAAGGAAGAAGCCACUGCUCCAAAACCACCAUAAAAAUGCCAGACUACGGUUUGCAACUGCACAUUGGGACAAAGAUCGUACUUUUUGGAGAAAUGUCCUCUGGUCUGAUUAAACAAAAAUAGAACUGUUUGGCCAUAAUGACCAUCAUUAUGUUUGGAGGAAAAAGGGGGAGCUUGCAAGCCGAAGAACCCCAUCCCAACCGUGAAGCACGGGGGUGGCAGCAUCAUGCUGUGGGGAUGCUUUGCUGCAGGAGGGACUGGUGCACUUCACAAAAUAGAUGGCAUCAUGAGGAAGGAAAAUUAUGUGGAUAUAUUGAAGCAACAUCUCAAGACAUCAGUCAGGAUGUUAAAGCUUGGUCGCAAAUGGGUCUUCCAAAUGGACAAUGACCCCAAGCAUACUUCCAAAGUUGUGGCAAAAUGGCUUAAGGACAACAAAGUCAAGGAAUUGGAGUGGCCAUCACAAAGCCCUGACCUCAAUCCUAUAGAAAAUGUGUGGGCAGAACUGAAAAAGCGUGUGCGAGCAAGGAGACCUACAAGCCUGACUCAGUUACACCAGCUCUGUCAGGAGGAAUGGGCCAAAAUUCACCCAACUUAUUGUGGAAAACUUGUGGAAGGCUACCCGAAACGUUUGACCCAAGUUAAACAAUUUAAAGGCAAUGCUACCAAAUACUAAUUGAGUGUAUGUAAACUUCUGACCCACUGGGAAUGUGAUGAAAGAAAUAAAAGCUCAAAUAAAUAAUUCUCUCUACUAUUAUUCUGACAUUUCACAUUCUUAAAAUAAAGUGGUGAUCCUAACUGCCCCAAGACAGGGAAUUUUUACUAGGAUUAAAUGUCAGGAAUUGUGAAAAACUGAGUUUAAAUGUAUUUGGCUAAAGUGUAUGUAAACUUCCGACUUCAACUGUAGAUGUAGUAAUAGUCUACAUACAGUAUAUAGUAUAGAUGUAGUAGUCUACAUACAAUAUAUAGUAUAUAUGUAGUAGUCUACAUACAGUAUAUAGUAUAGAUGUAGUAGUAAUAGUCUACAUACAGUAUAUAGUAUAGAUGUAGUAGUCUACAUACAGUAUAUAGUAUAGAUGUAGUAGUCUACAUACAGUAUAUAGUAUAGAUGUAGUAGUAAUAGUCUACAUACAGUAUAUAGUAUAUAUGUAGUAGUCUACAUACAGUAUAUAGUAUAGAUGUAGUAGUCUACAUACAGUAUAUAAUAUAGAUGUAGUAGUCUACAUACAGUAUAUAGUAUAGAUGUAGUAGUCUACAUACAGUAUAUAGUAUAUAUGUAGUAAUAGUCUACAUACAGUAUAUAAUAUAGAUGUAGUAGUCUACAUACAGUAUAUAGUAUAUAUGUAGUAUUAGUCUACAUACAGUAUAUAGUAUAGAUGUAGUAUUAGUCUACAUACAGUAUAUAGUAUAGAUGUAGUAGUCUACAUACAGUAUAUAAUAUAGAUGUAGUAGUCUACAUACAGUAUAUAGUAUAGAUGUAGUAGUCUACAUACAGUAUAUAAUAUAGAUGUAGUAGUAAUAGUCUACAUACAGUAUAUAGUAUAGAUGUAGUAGUCUACAUACAGUAUAUAGUAUAUAUGUAGUAAUAGUCUACAUACAGUAUAUAAUAUAGAUGUAGUAGUCUACAUACAGUAUAUAGUAUAGAUGUAGUAGUCUACAUACAGUAUAUAGUAUAUAUGUAGUAUUAGUCUACAUACAGUAUAUAUUAUAGAUGUAGUAUUAGUCUACAUACAGUAUAUAGUAUAGAUGUAGUAGUCUACAUACAGUAUAUAAUAUAGAUGUAGUAGUCUACAUACAGUAUAUAGUAUAGAUGUAGUAGUCUACAUACAGUAUAUAAUAUAGAUGUAGUAGUAAUAGUCUACAUACAGUAUAUAGUAUAUAUGUAGUAGUCUACAUACAGUAUAUAAUAUAGAUGUAGUAGUCUACAUACAGUAUGUAGUAUAUAUGUAGUAGUCUACAUACAGUAUAUAAUAUAGAUGUAGUAGUAAUAGUCUACAUACAGUAUAUAAUAUAGAUGUAGUAGUCUACAUACAGUAUAUAGUAUAGAUGUAGUAGUCUACAUACAGUAUAUAGUAUAUAUGUAGUAGUCUACAUACAGUAUAUAAUAUAGAUGUAGUAGUCUACAUACAGUAUAUAAUAUAGAUGUAGUAGUCUACAUACAGUAUAUAGUAUAGAUGUAGUAGUCUACAUACAGUAUAUAGUAUAUAUGUAGUAUUAGUCUACAUACAGUAUAUAGUAUAUAUGUAGUAGUCUACAUACAGUAUAUAAUAUAGAUGUAGUAGUCUACAUACAGUAUAUAGUAUAGAUGUAGUAGUCUACAUACAGUAUAUAGUAUAGAGUCAAAUGUAUGUAGACUUUUAAAGUAAAAUGUAUUAUUAUUAUUAUUAUGAAUGUAGGUGUUGGCGGUGCUGAAUGAGAAGACACGGGAGAACAGUCAGCUGAGAUCAGACUACCACCGCAUCAUGGACAUCGUAGCAGGGAAGGAGGCUGUGCUCCUCAAGGUCCAGCAGGAGAACCAGCGGCUGUCCACCAUGUCAGACCCCUCAGGGAGCCAGGAGAUGUUCAGAGAGACCAUCCAGAACCUGUCCCGGAUCAUCAGGUGUAGUUGUGUUGUAAUAUUUGGUGGCCAAAAAGACAGUAGCUCAGUUGGUAGAGCAAGGCGCUUGCAACAGGAUAGUGGGUUUGAUUCCCGGGACCAUCCAUCCAUACGUAAAGUAUGUAUGCGUGCAUGACUAACUGUAAGUUCAUUUGGAUAAAAGUGUCCGAUAAAUGAUAUAUAUUGUUGUGUUUUGGUGCCAUCAUGCCCCUUUUUCUAGUGUACUGUUCUCUACUUGGUAAUAGCAUGUAUCUAUUUGCCGUUUUAUGCUUUUCUAGUGUAAAUAAUAAUAAUAAUAAUAAUAAUAAGCCAUUUAGCAGACGCUUUUAUCCAAAGCGACAUACAGUCAUGUGCGCAUACAUUUUUACGUCCCGGGGAUCGAACCCACUACCCCUGGCGUUACAAGCGCCAUGCUCUACCAAUUGAGCUACAGAUGAUCAUUGAGUAUCUCGAAAGGUGCAAAUACAAUUUAUUCUUCUUCUUCUUCUUCUUCGUCUUCUUCAUCUUCAUCAUCAUCAGAGAGAAGGACAUUGAGAUCGACGCGCUGACCCAGAAGUGCCACACCCUGGUCUCGGUACUGCAGGCAGGAGACUCUGGCGGAGUCAGCUCCAACCAGUUUGAAGAGCUGCUACAGGAGAGGGACACCUUGAAACAGCAGGUAAGAUAAUAUAUUAGCAUUACACUGAAACAGCAGGUAAGAUAAGAUAUUAGCAUUACACUGAAGCAGCAGGUAAGAUAAGAUAUUAGCAUUACACUGUAACAGCAGGUAAGAUAAGAUAUUAGCAUUACACUGACACAGCAGGUAAGAUAAGAUAUUAGCAUUACACUGAAACAGCAGGUAAGAUAAGAUAUUAGCAUUACACUGAAACAGCAGGUAAGAUAAGAUAUUAGCAUUACACUGAAGCAGCAGGUAAGAUAAGAUAUUAGCAUUACACUGUAACAGCAGGUAAGAUAAGAUAUUAGCAUUACACUGACACAGCAGGUAAGAUAAGAUAUUAGCAUUACACUGACACAGCAGGUAAGAUAAGAUAUUAGCAUUACACUGUAACAGCAGGUAAGAUAAGAUAUUAGCAUUACACUGAAACAGCAGGUAAGAUAAGAUAUUAGCAUUACACUGAAACAGCAGGUAAGAUAAGAUAUUAGCAUUACACUGAAACAGCAGGUAAGAUAAGAUAUUAGCAUUACACUGAAACAGCAGGUAAGAUAAGAUAUUAGCAUUACACUGAAACAGCAGGUAAGAUAAGAUAUUAGCAUUACACUGACACAGCAGGUAAGAUAAGAUAUUAGCAUUACACUGAAACAGCAGGUAAGAUAAGAUAUUAGCAUUACACUGAAACAGCAGGUAAGAUAAGAUAUUAGCAUUACACUGAAACAGCAGGUAAGAUAAGAUAUUAGCAUUACACUGAAGCAGCAGGUAAGAUAAGAUAUUAGCAUUACACUGAAACAGCAGGUAAGAUAAGAUAUUAGCAUUACACUGAAACAGCAGGUAAGAUAUUAGCAUUACACUGAAACAGCAGGUAAGAUAAGAUAUUAGCAUUACACUGAAACAGCAGGUAAGAUAUUAGCAUUACACUGAAACAGCAGGUAAGAUAAGAUAUUAGCAUUACACUGAAACAGCAGGUAAGAUAAGAUAUUAGCAUUACACUGAAACAGCAGGUAAGAUAAGAUAUUAGCAUUACACUGAAACAGCAGGUAAGAUAAGAUAUUAGCAUUACACUGAAACAGCAGGUAAGAUAAGAUAUUAGCAUUUUAUUGUCUGUUUUUACAGAACUGUGCCUUGUGUCAUAAAACCUUACAAGGACAUAAAAAAUGAUUCACAUCACAGAUGAGGAAUCACUGUUUAUAGUGCAAUUCCGUGCAUAAAGGUGGGUCUAAUUUAGCUGUGUCUAAUGUAUAUAUUGUAAUGUAUCCAGGUGAAGAAGAUGGAGGAGUGGAAGAUGCAGGUGAUCACCACGGUAAAGAACAUGCAGCAUGAAUCAGCCCAGCUGGUAGAGGAACUCCACAAGUUACAGGGACAGGUAACCAGAAUAAUAUAUUAGAAUAAUUAAUGAUUAUCUAACGUAAUGAUAAUGAGUCUGCCCAGCAGUAAUGAUGUUGAGAUAAAGUACUGACGUCCAAUAAGCUAUCCUCCUACUGGCCUGUCAUAAAAGGUUUUUCGAACAAGUUACAGUUAUGAACGGUAGCUUAUUUCCUAAAUAUUCUAGCCUACAAAGGUGUUGUCCUGAAGUUGUUGUGGCUUUCAAAAAAUACCAAGAAUGAAAGUCUAUAGCCUUGGGAUAGGCUAUUCUCAAUCACAGCUUUAUGAGAGACAGAACAAACGAUAUCAUUUAUUUUUCUAUUUUAUGAGGGGAAAUUAAAGAAAUGAUUAUCCAGUUCUGAAGAUGAUAGAGGGCUUUUAUCCAGCCCAUGAUGUAGCCUUAUAACCUAGCUCACUACGGGAAGACGGCCUUAUAACCUAGCUCACUACGGGAAGACAGCCUUAUAACCUAGCUCACUACGGGAAGACAGCCUUAUAACCUAGCUCACUACGGGAAGACAGCCUUAUAACCUAGCUCACUACGGGAAGACGGCCUUAUAACCUAGCUCACUACGGGAAGACGGCCUUAUAACCUAGCUCACUACGGGAAGACAGCCUUAUAACCUAGCUCACUACGGGAAGACAGCCUUAUAACCUAGCUCACUACGGAAGACCCUAACCUAGCUCACUACGGGAAGACAGCCUUAUAACCUAGCUCACUACGGGAAGACAGCCUUAUAACCUAGCUCACUACGGGAAGACAGCCUUAUAACCUAGCUCACUACGGGAAGACGGCCUUAUAACCUAGCUCACUAUGGGAAGACAGCCUUAUAACCUAGCUCACUACGGGAAGACGGCCUUAUAACCUAGCUCACUACGGGUAAGACGGCCUUAUAACCUAGCUCACUACGGUAAGACGGCCUUAUAACCUAGCUCACUACGGGAAGACGGCCUUAUAACCUAGCUCACUACGGGAAGACGGCCUUAUAAACCUAGCUCACUACGGGAAGACAGCCUAUAACCUAGCUCACUACGGGAUAGACGGCCUUAUAACCUAGCUCACUACGGAAGACAGCCUUAUAACCUAGCUCACUACGGGAAGACAGCCUUAUAACCUAGCUCACUACGGGAAACAGCCUUAUAACCUAGCUCACUACGGGAAGACAGCCUUAUAACCUAGCUCACUACGGGAAGACGGCCUUAUAACCUAGCUCACUACGGGAAGACAGCCUUAUAACCUAGCUCACUACGGGAAGACAGCCUUAUAACCUAGCUCACUACGGGAAGACGGCCUUAUAACCUAGCUCACUACGGGAAGACAGCCUUAUAACCUAGCUCACUACGGGAAGACAGCCUUAUAACCUAGCUCACUACGGGAAGACAGCCUUAUAACCUAGCUCACUACGGGAAGACGGCCUUAUAACCUAGCUCACUACGGGAAGACAGCCUUAUAACCUAGCUCACUACGGGAAGACGGCCUUAUAACCUAGCUCACUACGGAAGACGGCCUUAUAACCUAGCUCACUACGGGAAGACAGCCUUAUAACCUAGCUCACUACGGGAAGACAGCCUUAUAACCUAGCUCACUACGGGAAGACGGCCUUAUAACCUAGCUCACUACGGGAAGACGGCCUUAUAACCUAGCUCACUACGGGAAGACGGCCUUAUAACCUAGCUCACUACGGGAAGACAGCCUUAUAAACCUAGCUCACUACGGGAAGACAGCCUUAUAACCUAGCUCACUACGGGAAGACGGCCUUAUAACCUAGCUCACUACGGGAAGACGGCCUUAUAACCUAGCUCACUACGGGAAGACAGCCUUAUAACCUAGCUCACUACGGGAAGACGGCCUUAUAACCUAGCUCACUACGGGAAGACAGCCUUAUAACCUAGCUCACUACGGGAAGACAGCCUUAUAACCUAGCUCACUACGGGAAGACAGCCUUAUAACCUAGCUCACUACGGGAAGACAGCCUUAUAACCUAGCUCACUACGGUAAGACAGCCUUAUAACCUAGCUCACUACGGGAAGACAGCCUUAUAACCUAGCUCACUACGGGAAGACAGCCUUAUAACCUAGCUCACUACGGGAAGACAGCCUUAUAACCUAGCUCACUACGGUAAGACAGCCUGUUCCUCAUCAGACGGCGACUGCUCCAUCGUGCGUGCGCCGCAGACAGACAGACCUGUUCUUCUCCUCCACCAGAAAGGAUGUCUUUCACCAACAUUAUCUUUUGUCAUGUUUUAGCUGAGUUUUCUGUUUAGUUUUUUUUGGGGGGGGUUGGCCAAUGGGGGUGAUGGCAUCAUAUUAUAUCACAACCCAAUGUGAAGUGUCCAGCCCGCUGGACCUACUAGUGAUUGUCAUUCCGAAGCCUUAUUGGGAUGAAAUAAGGGACUGUUUUUGCUCUAAUCCUAGGUGGAUGCAGACAACGACUGCACCUCCAAUCUCUCCGUGGACUACAGCCGUCUGAUCCACAGCUAUGAGCAGAAGGAGAAGAAGCUGGGGAGUCUCAGUCAUGAGCUAGCCAACGUCCAACAGACCAUCAGCCAGCUGAGCAGCACUAAAGAUGUCCUCCUGGGGAAACUGGACAGUGUGGCCCAGAGUCCUGAAGUCACCACGCUGUCUGCUGCCCAGCUUCCUGCUGCAGUAGAACCUCCCAGAGACCAGGUGGCAGCACCACCUCCAGGGAACCAGGAGGGACUGAGACAGGAGCUGGAGUCUCUGAGAGCCCUCCUGUCUGAGAGGGAAACUAUGAUCAGGACCCUGCAGGAGAACAACCACCGCCUGUCUAACUCAGCCCAGGCGUCAGAGAGCGAGCAGCGCGGCCAGGCCGACGAGGCCAGACAGGUCAGAGAGAGACUGGACGCUCUGCAGCGCUCUGUCAGGGAGAAAGACCUGCUCAUCAAGACUAAAGGAGAUCAACUCAACCAGGUGUGUGUGUGUGUGUGUGUGUGUGUGUGUGUGUGUGUGUGUGAGGAAGGCACAGCGGGUGCGCUAUUAAGACAUGUAACUUUAAAAAAAAAAAUCUUAUUAAACAAAGCUUCAAUUACAACUGAAUCAAGUGAGUAAUGACCCCUUCAUUAGAAUGAGUACAACUGUCAAUUCAGGUCAAUUAUGUCAUAAUGGGUUGUCGUGACGUGACUUUCAUUAAUAUGAUGACUGUUAUUUAUCGAAUCAACUAACUAUGUUUAAUUGUUACUCUUAUUAAAUGAAUCAUGUAACAAUUAACUCAUUAGGAUUUGGGGCACCACGGAAUAAGUUGUUUAUAGAGUUAUCAUCUGCUGAAUUAAACUCUAAAAGGUCUUUACCUAUCAAUAUGUAUAAAACAGUCAACGUUAUCAGUCAUUACCUCUUAUCAGUCGUCAUUCUGAACGGUCGUAGACUUCUUGGAUCUGCACAAACCCCAACUUUACUUAUCAUUCAACACUACACAAACUGGCUUAAUUAUUUAUUUACUAGCUAACUAAAUAAUAACACAGAAUACAUACAUAAUACAUGAGAAAAAGUCCCUAGCGGACUAACAGCAGCACGACUGCUUGGUUAUCAAAAGAGGGAGGGGUCAAUAGAAGGAGGGACAAAAUGAGAGAGUCUCAUUGUUGAGACAUUUGGAAGCCCUCAAAGUAAUCGUAAUACUUAGCACCCUAACCACCGCCCGUUCGGAGUAAGAAACCAACGAAUGUAUUUACGUGUUUGCCGCUCGUCAACCUCAGUAGACCCAAGCCCUCUUGGGAAAGGAUGGUUUUAGCUGGGUCUUCGCUCAGCUCACUUGUGAGGCUCUGACUGUCCACCAGAGGUCGCAAUGUCCUCCUUCUUUGUUCUGGCCCCGUGUAACUCAGUUGGUAGAGCAUGGCGUUUGCAACGCCAGGGUUGUGGGUUCGAUUUCCCACGGGGGAGGGGGCCAGUAUGAAAAAUGUAUGCACUCACUUAACUGUAAGUCGCUCUGGAUAAGAGCGUCUGCUAAAAUGACUAAAAAAUGUGGAUGUAGUGGAGUGUACUCAGAGCAGAUAUUCGGUGAUGGUCUGAGAUGGGAUUUUCUCCUUCCCACCUCGUGUCUUUAGUCAAAGUUCUAGAACGCUUUACACCGCCAGGACAGCGGAGUCACUCACCACCUUCCGGAGACAUUUGAAACCCCACCUCUUUAAGGAAUACCCCCCCCCCCCCCCCCAAAAAAAUUUUUUUUUAAAGUGGUUAUCCCACUGGCUAUAGGGUGAAUGCACCAAUUUGUAAGUCGCUAUGGAUAAGAGCGUCUGCUAAAUGACGUAUAUGUGCCCUUGAGCAAGGCACUUAACCCUAAUUGCUCCUGUAAGUCGCUCUGGAUAAGAGCGUCUGCUAAAUGACUAAAAUGUAAAAUGUAAAAAAUGUACACGCCCAGCUGGCAACGUUCUGGUCUAGUGGGUUUAUCGUCUUCUCCUCGUGUUGGGAUUCAAAGUUCUAACCGUUUCAAACGUGUGGACUACCGUCUCCACGCUUUAUGGUCUUUCUGGUCUAACCAUUUUUAAGCCGUGUAGCCACGGCUCCACACCACUUUCUGGUCUAAUGUAAAUUUCGUUACCAAGGCUUUUUAUGCACUCUGGUGAAAGGGGCGUUCCUACUUGCUGACACGGACUCUGAGCUCACUCAGGGGGGCGUGUCUAGUCACCGUCGCAUAGCUUAUAUAAAAACCUAUGAUCUCGUUAGAAAACUAAAAUCACAUUCCUAUCUUAACAAAAAUACUAUUGUAAUUCUCCAUAUUAUAUACACAACAUAUUGGAUGUAAACUUGACAGAUAAAAUGUGUAUACUUUCCAAAUUACAGUAUUAUUGUUUUAACAUUUUUAAUGACAUCACAAAAUAAUAAACAAUAUGACAUGAUUAGUCUUUAGAUCCCCACUGGCCAUUCCAAACAUUCGGAUGUUAGGAAUAUUGUUCCAGUGUUUACUUUUUGGACUUAAACGUUUUGGCGGCAAAAGUAUUCUGGAGACAAAGCACAUUCCUUUCACCAUACUAGAGGGCCAGAGAUAGAUUCUCCCCCUCUCUAAUUUAUGGCAGAGUGUUAAGGUGUCAAAACCAGCACAGCCCCCCCCCCCCCUCCCCUCUUCUGUGGGUAAGAGGGUCUGGUUGUUGUCAGCCAUUUGCCAAAGCUGAUCUUAGGCCUUUGAGCCUCAGCCAGGAGAUUCAGCCAGGAGAUUCAUGACAGUGUGGACUGGCAGCCAUUUUGAGUGUCCACAUAGGUGCAAAACAGGACGUUCAAGCAGGCAUUCAAUCUGUGCAUCUGUUCAUUUCUCCAGGUGAGUGAGAGCCUGAGGAACCGUGAAAGCGACAACGAGGUGUUAAAACAGGCCGUGACCAACCUGAAGGAGCGAGCCCUUAUCCUGGAGAUGGAUACCAGGAAGCUAAAGGUAGGUAGCCCAGCGGCUAAGGAGUUAAACCUGUAGCCGAAAGGUAGCCAGUUCGAAUCCUGGGCUGGGUGCUAAAAAAAAAAGGGGGAAAUUGAUCUGGCAACUGGAGGGCUGCUAAGUUCACAUCCUAAAUACAUUUCUCUAUCAUUGGGUUCUUGAGCAAGGCCCUUAACCCCACAACAUGCUCUCCAUCCAGCGGCUUCUGCUUGUCUCAAAUGUAUGUGUGCUGUCUGGAGGGAAGAUACAUUUCCGUUGUUGGCUGAAACCUGGACAAUAAAGUGACUGUAUUGUGUUGAAGGAUGAGAACGAGGCUGUGGCCCAGCGGAGCAGGGAGAAGGAGUCAGAGUUCAGAGCCCUGCAGGAGACCAACAUGCAGGUGUCCCUCCUCAUGAGGGAGAAGGAGUUUGAGAGGAGCGCCAUGUCGGAGAAGGCUGCCGCCAUGGAGAAGAUGCUCAAGGACAGAGAACAGGUUAGGAUGUUUGUACUGUGCAACAUCAGUUAAUGUAAACUACCAACAAACUAUUUUUCUGGGAAUAAUGAUCAUUUGAGACUUGUAAUGCCAUAACUCACAUCCUUUAUUUAGGAAUAGAUAACAGAUCUAGUUGAGGAGGACAGAGAAAUGCGAUCACAGUAAAAUAGGCUAUUAAAUAGUUUAAAUAAAUUGAGAAACACUCGGUUGAAUCUUUUCACAAACAGAUCAAAAUGGUUGUAUUCUUUCCUGACCCUUCCAUUGCUGUUUCACAAACUGAUAAUUUGCAUGACCCUGUAAAACAACACAUUUCACUGCACCUAUCCGGUGUAUGUGACAAUAUUUAUAUUUUUUUUACCUGACCGUUCCAUUGCGGUGUCCCAUUGCAACAGUCAGAAGGCCCGGGAAGCAGAACCAGCUGAUUGAUUGAUUGAUUUUAUUUAUAUGUUUCCCAGGGCAACAGUCAAAAGUCUGGGGAGCUGAACCAGCUCCUGAAUGAGCUGAGGUCCAUGCAGGAGAAAGCUGUGGCCUUCCAGCAGGAGAGGGACCAGGUCAUGUUGGCGCUCAAACAGAAACAGAUGGAGACCACAGCCGUACAGACAGAG